Gigantopelta aegis is the source of this 2406-nucleotide messenger RNA. Its product is annotated as intersectin-1-like. Gene Ontology annotation, biological process: clathrin-dependent synaptic vesicle endocytosis; endosomal transport. The record is from RefSeq and is a predicted model, not a curated record. Lineage: Eukaryota; Metazoa; Mollusca; Gastropoda; Neomphalida; Peltospiridae. Gene Ontology annotation, molecular function: protein binding; calcium ion binding; molecular adaptor activity. Gene Ontology annotation, cellular component: plasma membrane; cytoplasm; intracellular vesicle.
AUGCCCUCAACAAUAACUUCUGAUGCUCGUCGACGUUACAAUUCAAUAUUUAACAGUUAUGAUAAAUCUCGGUCUGGACAUCUUAGUGGAGAAGACGCCAGAAAAGCGCUUACUAGAUCAGACCUUGAUAAGGACACAUUACGUAAAAUAUGGGAGUUAGCUGAUGUUGACAAAGAUGGCCGUCUUAGUUCUGAUGAAUUUGCAAUUGCUAUGCAUUUAAUAGAGAGAGCACAAAAAGGAAUUGCUCUGCCCACUUCAUUACCUCCAGGGUUGCUGUCAAAGGAUGUACCUCCUCUGUCACCAGGUGUGAGAUCUGUGAGCAAUUUUGAAGAAAAGAAAGAAAACUUUGAUUUGGGAAGAGCUGAACUGGAAAGACGUCGACGCGCUCUAUUGGAAGAAGAAAAGAAAAUUAAAGAAGAAAAGGAACAGAAAAGGAGAGCUGAAGAAGAACGUCAACGACAAGAAAUGUUACGAAUUGAAGCAUUCAAACAAGCAGAGUUAGAGAAACAACGUCAAAAAGCUUUAGAAAUUGAGCGAGCACGAGAGAAGGCUUUACAACAAGCUGCUUUGCAGAGAGAAGCUGAAGCUCGUGAAACUGAAAGAAAGAGAAAAGAAGAAUGGGCUAAAAGAAGAAAAGCUGAAAUUGAAGCAGAGAAGAAUAAAGAGAUGGAGACCAUGUUAAGUCUGAAACAUUAUCAUCAAGAACUUUUAGAACAGUUAACUAAAACUGAGUUAGAAAAACGCACUGCUAAGUUGAGAGCAGACCAACAAAGAACAUACUGUGUAGAGUUAGCUCAAAUGAAGGAGGGUCAAAAGGUGCUGAAACUGAUGGACCAAUGUCGUAUAUUGUCUGGUAAUGUCACGAGUCUUAAAGUCAGCCUAACUCAACAUAUUAGUCAAUAUGAACAACUGAAGAAUACUGUGAAAGAGAAGAAGAUUCGAUUAACAGAAAGACAGAAAGAAAUACAGAGACAACAACAAGAACAAGAGAAAAAGAAGGCAAUUGAAGCUGACCGCAGAAUGAAAGCUAUAGAACAAGCUCGGAAAAGUGAGACCCCAGCUGUUCCUAUAUAUGAAUCACUUGAAGAUAUACAAGCUCGCAAAGUAUCAGUUCAAGAACCUAUUCAGAAGCCAACCUUACCUCCAAAACCUACCUUUUUAAAACAUAGCUUAGGGGCUUUAAAUAAGUCUGUUGGAAAACCUCCUCUCCCACCCAAGCCACGCCCACUUGAUGAGACAUCAACCCCACAUGAGACAAUUGUGCCUAAACUACCCCCACCAGAACCAAUUACACCCAAGCCACGCCCACCAGAUCCAAUUACACCUAAACCAUGCCCUCCUGAUCCAAUUACACCUAAGCCACGCCCACAAAAUCCCUUUGCACCUAAGCCACACCACCAGCUGACACUACGAAGUUUUAGUUUCUCCGCUACCUGUGAGGAAGAAGUAUCAUUUACACAAGGAGACAGAGUGUAUGGUUGUCAAGAGAGCCAGAGUGCUCAAGAUGGCUGGGUAGGUUGGUUUCCAGGGAAAUAUGUCAAUGAAAUAGUAAAUGAUGACACUGUUGAGUCUCUUCUUCCCUCGUCUGACCAAUAUAAAGCAAUUUAUACUUUUGAGGGACAGCAUGAUGGAGACCUUCCUUUUAUGGAAGGUGAUAUUAUUAUAGUAUUAAAGAAAGAUGGAGAAUGGUGGCUUGGGGAAGCUAAUGGCAAAAAAGGGUUGUUCCCUUCAACUUAUGUUAGCCCUGUCCCUCAGACGUCUUCGUUGGAUAUACCAACUGAAACCACACCCUCUGGUACACGUAAACGACAGUUAGUUGGUCGCGUUAUUGUUGGGUUUAUUGCUGAACAAGAGGGACAACUGAGUUUAACCCCUGGACAAUUAGUACUUGUAAGAAGACAAGAACCUAAUGGAUGGUGGGAGGGACAGUUACAAUCUCGAGGAGUCCAGCGGAAAUGUGGGUGGUUCCCAUCUAAUCGUAUUGAGUUACUUACUCCUGGUCAAAGCCCCGGGACAUCCACACCUGCACCAAGUUCUGGUGGACUGGUAUUAGCUCUUUAUACUUACCAGUCUACAUCACCUGAUGAACUUACUUUCCAUAAAGGAUCAGUUAUUACUGUCUUAAGUAAAGAAGAGGGAGACUGGUGGAAAGGAGAAGUGAAUGGAAGGACAGGUCUGUUUCCUAGCAACUAUGUACAGUCUUUAGACACCUUGAAAACAUCAGAUGCUUCACGAUAUGAUAGUCGUAGAAUGACCUUACGAGAAUCAGCUCGUGGUAAAUUGUUAGUAACUGUCAUUGAAGCGGCUGAUUUAAUAGCAUCAUCUGAUGGUAAAAGUGAUCCAUUUUGUGUCGUCAAAAUUGGAGAGAAUCAAGAAUCGGCCACACCCACUAUUCAAGACAUUUGA